CAAAUGGAUGGGGGGGGCCUCCGAGGCUGACACGCUGACUCAUCGCCGAGGGGGGCGGUGUCAUGGAGACAGGUCUCCCCUCGUGUGCGGCGCUGCCGGGAGGGGCUGCGGGCAGCAGGGCGAAUGGGGGAGUUACAGACCGUAGGUUUGGGGGGUGAGGGGCGUAGAGACGGGCGGCUGUGCUGGUGGGGCAUAGUGCGGAUUCUGAGCACACUUCCAGGUCAGAACCAGCCCUGGGGCUGGGCUCCUGCUGUGAGACCAGCAGGCUGCUCUGGGUACCUCUCCCAUGCUUGUGUGUACUUGGAACACCCUGUGCUCCUCUCCUGCCUCAGCUAGUGUUCCAGGUGAUUCAGCUGCUAGGGCAGUAGUCUUCCCCUAGUCACCAGCAGGGCCCCAGAGCUACACAUGCUCCUCAUACCCCUAAAUACAACUCUUUCAAGGGCUGGUCUGAGGGGGCUAGCAUGCCCUUAAUGUAAGCAUAACGGGGAAAGCUGUGCUACAGAUCUACUCAAAGUGCCCAGAAAUCAACUAACCCCACCAUUGUGGGACACCAGGGAGCCUUGGGUAAUAGCCAAAAACUCUGUGUGCAACAAGUGCACCAUCUCUCCCUGAGCAAGAUUUCUGCUAAGGCUGAAUGCUGAGGCCACAAGGCAGAAGAACAAAACAAGUGGGGUCAGGCCUGACACCUCUGGUAGCUAUGCCCAGGGUCAGGGGUGCCUUUGCUUUACUAAAGGCCCUUGACCAGCUCUGUCAAGGGUGCAUCUGAGUUUUACAAUAACAGCCAGUCUGUGAAUUAAUUGCUACAGAGUAAUUUGAAGGAUGUUUUGUGAUUCUCCAGGACGUCUUGCCAAAGGCUUUAAAAGCACAUGGCAGAUACUUGCCUACUUCUAGGUGUAUGUGCAGUGCCUAUAGGAAUUCAGGAAUGGCCAGACUGGCUCAGGCCAGUGGUCUGUCUAGUCCAGUCUUUGACAGCAACCAGAACCAGUUGCUUUAGAGGAAAGUGUGAGAAAUCCUUCAAUGACCAGCUGUGGAAUAAGUAGCCCACGGUGGUGUGUUCUCCUGCGCCUGACUGUAAGUGUAGACAAGUCCUAACUCCAUUUGCGUGAUCUUUAAAAACACAUUGCCAUAGAAACAGAGUUGACACAAUGUCAGCCAUUGUGUUAAGUUUCCCAGCCCACACACAACUUUUCUAAAGCUCCUACCUAUCAAACCGAACCGUAUAGUAGUAGCAAGACAUUUAUUCAUAAUGUCAGUUAGUACAAAACGUUAAUGAAUUAAGCUCCCAGCUACCAGGCAAGCAACCUCGCACUGCAGAAGUGGAAACACCCCCAAAGCCACACAAUCCUGACCGACAAGGCUCUCGUGUUAUGACGACCCCCAACCAAGCAAACAAAGCCUUGAAGGUGAAGCGGGAGCCGGGCGAGAAUGGGACCAGCUUGACAGAUGAGGAGCUGGUGACCAUGUCUGUGCGGGAGCUGAACCAGCAUCUGCGGGGCCUGUCCAAGGAGGAGAUCAUCCAGCUGAAGCAGCGCCGGCGCACGCUGAAGAACCGAGGCUACGCGGCCAGCUGCCGGGUCAAGCGUGUCACCCAGAAGGAGGAGCUGGAAAAGCAGAAGGCGGAGCUGCAGCAGGAGGUGGAGAAGCUGGCCUCCGAGAAUGCCAGCAUGAAACUGGAACUUGAUGCCCUCCGCUCCAAAUAUGAGGCGCUCCAGAACUUUGCCAGAACCGUGGCCCGGAGCCCGGUGGCUCCUGCAUGGGGCCCCAUCACGUCCAGCAUGGGGCCCCUUGUCCCUGGCAAAGUCGCCACCACCAGUGUCAUCACAAUAGUGAAAUCCAAAACGGACGCCCGGUCUUAGUGAAGCGAGUGCUGCCUGGGCUUGUCUGUGCAGAGCAGUUAGGCACAAAGCUAACCCGGCACCCCCGAAGCACAAGCCCCUUUCCUCGUGGGUCAGGACUCCCUCCUCUCUGCUCGGCCGGCCUGCUGACCACUCCAGUUCUGUGUCGUGUCUUGUUCAGAUUGCUGUGCCCAGCGGCAACACCCCCUCCUGCACAGCGCGCCUCCCGCCUAGGGGUCCACAGCCCUCUGGGGCGUCCUCAGGACAGAGACCGUGGUGCUCUAGCCAAAGAAAUUCCACCCUGCAUGGAGGAAGGAGGGUGACUGGGGCCCGUGCCCCUUUCCAGUGGGAUGGGGCAUGGGAGGGCAGAGAGGUUCUGGGGCAGGGAGUUGGGAUCCCCGGUUUCAGUCACUUCCGAAGGAUUUAUUCCACUAGACUUCCAAGUCGCGUAUCUCGGGGCCUGGUUGCCAGGUGUUCAAAUCUGCUGCUUGUGUCUCGCAUCCGCGUGGUCGCCGUGGGGAGGAGUUUGUGUUCACUUCUAGCAUCCCACCUGUGUCUGGAAGGCAGGCUUCCUUGUGAUGCUCCCUGUGCCAGUCACACCCAUGAUAAUUCGGGGGAGGGAGGAGACUGCAGUCCCCUGGGUCUCUGCUCUGUGGCCGGGGAGGGAGGCGAGCCAGACGAGGGCACUGUGGGGGCCAGCAAUGUGGGGAGGAAGAGAAACCCUGGUGACUGCAGGCCAGUUUUGUGCCUAACAUGCUGCACUGAACAAGACCAAAAUCCCUAGUUUCUCCUAGCUGUUGAGGGUAUCGUGUGUCUCCCGUUUGGUUUACACAACCAGUUUGUGCUUAAAUAGUCCUGUUGUUUAAAGAGAGAGACAUUCAUUUUAAGAGUUCUUACCUUAUCAAAGUUUAAAAAUCAGACAGAGGGGAGAUCAUAUUUAUAGUCAGCUUUUUUACCAGAGCCAGCGGGAAUAUUUGACCAUAUAAGUGGAAAAAUAUUCUCAGACUCUGCUAGCUGAAAAGUAAAUAAGACAAAUAAUUUUCAAGUUUCUCAUGAGCCUCCUGCCUGCUCUGUGGCUCCGAGGUUCGUUUUUAUACAGAGUUCUCAGACUUUAUUUAUAAAACGUAGAAAAAGACAAAAAAAGGCAAGUCCUGUUUGAUACCUUUUUUGCAAUUGUACCAAAAGUGACUUAUUCUUGCACUUGCUGGCUUCCGCCCUGUUCCCACUGUGCUGCCUGGCCGUGCUCUGAGCGCUCGUGUGGUGCUGCGCUGUGAUGGUGCCAAUUGCUGCCUUGCUGUCCUGUCUGCGCUGCCUUCGCUUCCCAGGAGGGGCUUGGGCCCUGUGCUGGGCCCCCAACCAGCGAAGAUCAAGAGCCUCUAACGGGAAGCCAGAACAACUGGCUGGGGGUGAGCCAAUGGUAUCCGGGCACCUCUCCUUCUGCGCAGGGCUCUUGGACAGCCCUGCCGCCUGUCUCCCUACCAGGAGGCAGCCAGCUUCCUCAGAGGCCCAGCUGCUGCUGGGGUUCCUUGAUAGCUCCGGUACCGGAACGCCGCAGACUCUCUCCCCUGCUUGGAGCAGGGGAAAGGAGGCUGCUCAGGAGGCGACUGGGAAGUAGCUCUGGGCUUUGGUUUCCUGUUGGGCCCUGAGAUCAGGACUUGACGUGCUGGCCAUGAGCCUCACUGUGCAUUUGAGCAGGGCAGGAAGUUGCAUGGGGCAUGGUGCUGGACUCUUGCUGUCGCGUCUGCAUAGUACUGAGAGGGAAGCCAGGGCACCGCUCCCUCGUGCAGCUUCUAGGCGCGACGGGUAGGUCGGGCGGGCGGCGGGUGACGCGACAGAACCACCGUGCUAUCCCACAUCUGGAGCCCCCCCACCCCGGGAAGCCUGUUCCCCCAGGCAGUGGGGAGAGACCAGCCUGACAGGCUGCUCUCUGGGCUGCUGGAUGUUGGCUGAGUGCAGGGAACGCAGUAGGUUGGUGCUGGGCUCAGCUGCAGCGCCAGCUUCAGGGCCUGUUCAUGGUGCUGAGCUUCUCUGGCUGGGCACAGAGUUCAUGCCCCCCAUGGGCAGAGAUUUCAGAGGAUUUUCCGUUCAGUCCACCCUUGCUCGAGAGCUUGAGGGUUUUUCUGCUUUGCUCUAGUCGGGGAUCCAGGAGGAAGCUGUUCCCAGUGGGUUACAUGGGGCAGGGGGGUCUCCCAUGUCCCCCUGCCAAGCCAUGGGGUUUCCUCUAGUCCUCAUGAACAGCUGAGACCAGCUCUCCAGAAGGGCUAGUGGCUGUUCUGGGUGCAGCGUGGCCCCUGCGGAUUUCACUCCCGGCCUUCUGGCGCCUUUCUCCUGCCACCACUCACAAGGUGCUGACUGCAGGGUCUUCAAGCGCAGCCCCCUGAAAAGAGCCCGGAAGACCCACGAGGUCCGAGCAAGCCUGGCAUGUCUGCCCUGCCUGGGCUGUGGGGGACGCCAUUGUGGGGGGGUCAUAGCAAGGUGGGUGCUGUGCUCCACCCCCAGCUGGCUUUGCUUUGAGGAGGCCCCAUCAGGCUUUGUGCAAUGGCAGGCGCAGGUGGCGACUCUCUGCUGGGGAAGGUGCCAUGGCCAGAGCGCCCCGGGAGUUGCUGCCAGUCCCCUUCUGUCCUCCAACCCUGAUUUAACAGCCUGGCACGUCCCUCCCUGGCUGACCCCUCGCCCUUCCUCCGUCUUCAGAGGCGGCCUGAGGCCUUUCCUGGGAGGAUCCUUUGGGGCUGGGCACAGGGAGCGCUGGAGGACCCAGCAGGCACUGGCUCAGACUCGGCUCUUCUUGAGAUUUCUUUUUACUGUGCUGCUUAGUCUGCCACCCCAAACUCCCUGGCUGUGACGAGCCUAUUCAGUGAUGUCACAUCUCUGCCCAGGGGUUUAGGAGCAAAGACACAAAGCUGUAGCUGUGUGAUGUGGAGCAAUGAACUGAGUGCUAGGAGCCAGGACUCCUGGGAUCCCCUCUUGGUGUGGCCACGGGCUCCAGGUGUGACCUUAGGCAAGUUGCUUCCCUCCUCUGGGCUUGCUGCUCUGCCCUGUCAGUGACCGGCGUGGCGGAGGGGCUCCGGGCGGCUCCAGGGCUGGCCUCUGCCCUGUCAGUGACCGGCGUGGCGGGGGGGCU
This is a messenger RNA of Pelodiscus sinensis (Chinese soft-shelled turtle), 4956 nucleotides long. The record is from RefSeq and is a predicted model, not a curated record. NCBI's taxonomy places the organism in Eukaryota, Metazoa, Chordata, Testudines, Trionychidae.